AUGGUGAAACCAGUGCCGGUCACUGAAUUGGUCAAGAACCGCACCCCUUAUUCGCAGCGAGGGUGGUGUGCUGCGGAGAGGGAGUGGUCCAGCACUCGGACAGCCACCAACCUCUCGCGCGAAGUAGACGAUCCGGAAGGCGAGAAGGGGGGAAUCGCCCCGAUGGUGCCGGAGGCAUUUCGAGAGAAUGUAGCACACCAACUUAAAUUCACGCAUUUAGAUGACGUAGAGACCGUCUGCAGAUUGCAAGCGGAAGUGUACAAAGCCAAGGCAGGGAUGUGCAGGAGCCUCAGGCUCGUAGAUCUGGGUGCAGACGCACUCGACAUCGCCCUGUCGGCUCUCAAGCGCUACCCGGUCCUGGAGAGCCUGGAGAUCGUCCACUGUGAGCUGAGCCCCAAGCUCCCGCUGCUGCUGAAGGCCCUGGAGAAGAUCAAGCUUCGGCAGCUCCACCUGCAGCAGAACGAGCUUUUGGAGGAGGGCACCCGCCAGAUCUUUGAGGCCUUGGCUUUGCAGCCCAACGGGACGCUUGCGGCACUCAGCCUCAGCCACGACCGCAUGGGCGUCGCUGGUGUCAAGGCUUUGACCGAGGCAAUCUCGGAAAACCGGACCCUGAAGCAGCUGAGCCUUGCGAAAGCCAACGCUGAAAUCACGGAGGAAGGCACUUUCGCCCUUCUUGAGGCGCUCCGGGUGAGCGGGGUCGAAGCCCAGCUCGAUCUGACGGACAGCGAUUUAGGCAAGGCCGCCGCCUUCGCAUUAGCCAGGGCCCGCCGGGCCGGCCAGGUGCAGGACAACACCAUCACACACCCAGCGGUGGAGUUCCUAUGCGCGUUGGAGGACAAAGGAUUCAAACUGCUCGAGGAAGAGCGAGAACUCACGGUCGCUUUCAAGGGCCUCUGGGACCUUUUUACUUCGACGGCCUUUUGCAUGGCCCUGCCGAAGCUCCCGUCGCUCCGAGUGCUCCGGAUCGUCUACGACUCUUGCGUUGGCGACGCCCGGGAGCUGGCCGCGGGCCUCCAGCAACACAAGGAGCUGGAGGUGCUGUUUUUGUGGCUGGAGGAUUUCUUGUCCCCAGCAGGCGACCAGUACCGAGGCGACGAGGGCGCGAAGGCGUUGGCCUCCGCCCUCCGCGAGCUGACGCAGCUCAAGGAGCUCGGUUUGUGCUUGCCCAACAACAAGAUCGGCCCAGUCGGCGCCAUGGCGGUGUUGGAGAGCUUGCGAGUGCUGCCGCAGCUCGCGGAUCUCACGAUUGCUCUUUCUAACAACGCGGUCGGCGACGAGGGCGCGAAGGCGUUGGCCUCCGCCCUCAACGAGCUGACGGAGAUCAAGGAGCUCAAGUUGGACCUGUCCAAGGGCAACAUCGGCCCAGUCGGCGCCAUGGCGGUGUUGGAGAGCUUGCGAGCGCUGCCGCAGCUCGCGGAUCUCACGAUUGCUCUUUCUGACAACGCGGUCGGCGAGGAGGAGAAGAAGAAGCUCCGGGCCGCUUUCGAUUCACUGCCGAUGGUGGGUGAGAAGGCCUCGGCUUCGGCGCUCCGAUGGCGGGUGGUCAUUCUCGAGCGAUUCCGGUUUCGGGCAGCUCCGGAGCUCGUCCACCUUUUGGGAAGCGGGGUACUGGACGUGAAGGUUCGGAUGUCGGAGUUCAUUCGUUCGGUGGGUGCUGAGCUGAGCACCAGAGCACAGCCUCAAGCCACGGAGGAGCCGCAGCCAGCAACUGCUCCCGCUCGCCAGGUUCGGAAGGAGCUGGAAAGAGUGUCUGCAGAGACAUUCUGGGACAUGGUCGAGUGCCUUCGAGGCAAUGGUAUCACCGAGAAAGAACUUCAGGGCAUUUUGCAAGAAGUUCCCACCGAUAGCGAGGGCCUGCUGAGCUGCCGGAAGCUCCUCCGGCGCCUCCAGAGUCGCGCAAGCGAUCCCGGGCCCGCGGGCCUCCUCAGCCGGGCCUUCGGGCGCUGCUUCCCUGGUCGCCCCAGCGAGCCCGUGGAGGAAAAGGGCCAGGGCACCGAGAAUGCUUGGGCGCACGAAGUCUGCGAGGGCCUUCGAGGUGCUGGCAACGGCGUCGGCGAGCAAACGCUUCAGUCGGGAUCGAGCAAUGCAGAGGUGCCGUCUUGGAGCGUGUCUGUCAGCUUCCGAGACGAGCAGAGGUCUCUUUGGACAUGGACGACAGCUUCUGAUUCUGCAAGCCGAUGGACGUUACGAAGCGACCCAUGCGAGGGCCAGGGGAGCUCCCAGGAUCUCCAGGGCUGCCUCCUGGAUCGGGUGCAUCAGGAGGGCCACAUCGAGGAUUGCGAGAAGCCGAUGGAGAGCGGCAAGCUCCAGGGCCUGGACGCAAGGCGUGGCUCAUGCGACCACUCAGAUCCGCGCACCUCGAAAUCAGCGCAGGUGAAGGAGUAUGACCUAGCCGACAAGAACGGGCUGGCAGACUUCCUCGUAAACGCGAACAUCCAGCUGGCGCCGCAGGGUGGCCCGGGCAUGCGGAGGAUCUCCAAGGAUGCUCUUCACGUCAUCGUCAGGAACCUUAAAGGCGACCGUUUCACUGUGGACAUGCUAGAGGGCAUCUUGCAAGAGGUCGUCCCCGAUCGUCAGGGGCUGCUGAACUGCGAGGACUUGGCACACUGCCUCCGCCGCCCGAAUCCAGCUCCAGAGCCCCAAGAGCCCAAGCGCUACGACCUGGCUCAGAAGCAGGGGCUGGCAGACUUCCUGAAGGAUGCUGACAUCCGGCUGGUGCGAGCCGACUUCAUCCUGAAGCUCCACCGGGAAGGACAGCGGCUCCCGCGCCGCCAGGAAGCAGAGUCCGCCUACGUGGAAAGCCGCACCGCGCUUGUGACGCACGAGGAGGUCCAAGCCUGGGCCGAUGGUGAGGCGCCAGAAGGCACCCAGAUAGUAUCUAAACUAGCCCAGACCCUUGCGGGAAAUGAGUGGUUUUUCAUCGAUUAUGUGUCUUUGUAUCAGUUCCAGCGAUUUUCCCGGGAACAGAACGUUAGCUUCGGGCGUGCGAUGCAGCACAUGCAUGUGCUUUACUGCCACGAUAAGACGAGCACCCUCCGAAUCGAGUCUCUGACGCCGGAAGCAGACGUAAUAGAAGCAGAGCGAAGGCAAGACUGCGUGAUGAUGUAUCACCACCCCAGCGGCUUGGUGAAACCAGUGCCGGUCACUGAAUUGGUUAAGAACCGCACCCCUUACACGCAGCGCGGUUGGUGUGCUGCGGAGAGGGAGUGGUCGAGUACUCGCACAUCCACCAACCUUUCGCGUGAAGUAGAUGCGCCCGAAGGCGAGAAAGGGGGCCUCGCCCCAAUGGUGCCGGAGAUAUUUCGAUUGAGUGUAGCACACCAGCUCAAAUUCACGCAUUUCGAUGACGUAGAGACCGUCUGCAGAUUGCAAGCGGAAGUGUACAAAGAGAAGGCCGAGACGUGCAAGAGCUUACGGCUCGUAGAUUUGGGCGCGGAAGCACUCGGCAGAGCCCUGUCGGGUCUCGAGCGCUACCCAAUCCUGGAGCACCUCGGCACGCAAAGAACUGCCUUUUUGGUCGUGACGGAGAGGCAGCUUGUGCAGCUCCACUUGCAGCAGAGCAACCUCUCGGAGGAGGGUGCCUUCCAGCUCGCGCAGGCUUUGCAGACCAACACGACACUUGCGGCACUGAGCCUCGCCCGUGACCGCAUCGGCGUCGCUGGUGUCAAGGCUUUGGCUGAGGCUCUGCGCACGAACAGCGUUCUGACCGACCUGAACCUGAGCCACGUCUGUCUGGGCAGCGAUGCUGUCAGCACUCUCGCAGAGGCACUCGAGCAUAACCAGACUCUGAAGCAGCUGAGCCUUGCGGGCAUUGAAAACGCGGAGGAGGGCGCUUUCGUCCUUCUUCAGGCAGGCCUGCUGUUGCGAAUGUACAAAGUGCAGCACGCUCACUACGCACCGUCACCCAAAAUUUCACCCACCCCAAGGAAUCCAUCUUUCAGCAGCACUCCCGAACCUCCCUUUCGAACGAAUCUCCUUUGCCUGAUUUCCACACGUUUUCGCCCCUUCAUUCGCGUGGCAGCCGGAUGGAUAAUCUCGGAAGCAUUGCCGUGCAGGCGCUCAAGAAGAGCGGUUCAGCAACCCAGCUUGAUCUGGGCGACGACGAUCUGGGCAAGGGGGCAAUGGCAAUGGCCAGGUACCUGCGUGUCGGAGAGGCAGGCUCUUUCGUGGCUUCUGCUGUGA
This is a messenger RNA of Symbiodinium sp. CCMP2592, 4182 nucleotides long. NCBI's taxonomy places the organism in Eukaryota, Dinophyceae, Suessiales, Symbiodiniaceae. The record is from the annotation of a GenBank genome assembly.